GUAGCCACAUCAAAGGGCGGCCGCCAGACAGCCACGCCCACUUACCUUUACCGGUAGCUUAUGAAUAUUCAUGAGGCAAGUUGGUCGUUUGUAGAAAAUAAAUAUGGCGGCGGCCGCAUCAGCUGGCAAGCGGGCCAGCCAUCCCCCGUCGCCGGGUCCUACCGCCACGAAAGCCCGAGUAGUCGCUGCCAGUCCACGGCUGGAGAAAAUUCUGACCGAAAACGGAGAGAAAAACAAGACUAGAAGACAAAAUCUGACCAAAAAACCGAGCGUAAACGACCUCGACCACCAACGACAUGCGGACGUGACCAACUCGCAACCGUUUUCGAAGAAGUUGUUGCUACUCACGGAGGAGCAUAAAACCCGCUCAGAAAAGAAAACCCGCUUACAGAAACUGGUCUUUGGUCGUAAAGGUAAGCUUGAUAUUCUUGCUAAAAAGCCUAUCGGCGUAGAAAGCAAGAAAGUCGGCCCAGGAUCAGAAAAAUUCGAUGAAGAGGGUGGGGGACCCUCUUCCGGUACACACGAUCCUGAUGUAAACAAGAUCGAUAAAAUCAGUGAUGAGAAGGGAAGGGUUCCUGCAGUUGUACCCAGCGUUUCCUCUGAUUGUGCCAGAGAGGAUGCCAUCUGUGUACUUCCAUCAAAACACAAAGUCUCAUUGUACAAUGUAGAGAAAGGAGACGAAGGGAAAUGUGAGAGAGUGAACAAUAUUGGGCAAGAUACAGACUGUUCUAAGAAUAGAGACCAUGUCAGUGAGUCUACUGUUUUGAGUGAGCCUCAGACUAUCGAACUAGACUCGAAUCAGGACCCAAAGCCAUCUGGAAAAGCUAGGAAAGUCCUAGGCUAUGUGUCACCUUUACCUAAACCAUCUUUAAGUAGGGCUGACCAAUCAGAGAGAUCGGUAGACGUGACUUUGGACGAAUCAACUUGGAGUCUGUCGCUCGAUGACAGUACGUUUAACAGUAGCAGUGUGUUUAGCAAGAGUUUUCGAGAGAAAUUCAGCACGCCUACAUCUGUGCGAAAGUUUGCGAGGAGUCACCUGGCCAACAUUUUUACACCUCGUAGUCAUACCAAGGGCUCAGAUCGCAAGAAACCUUCCAUCGUACACCUGCAUAUUCCUUCGGAUGUUGACGUUGAAGGGAAUGACAAAAAUUCUGGCGACACACGUAAGGGGACUUCUUUUGUAAUCGCAGAAGCUUUGGAGAAUGUCGUGCCGAAGGAUAUCACGAAUGCUCCGCCAAAGUCAAAGAAAGGGUUAAAGUUCAAUGGCAAGUCAAACAGAGAGAUGGAGAGCUCUGAGUCUGACCAAAGCAGGAAAAGUGCAGGUGUUGUUCCUUUGAAGGUGAGCACUUUAAAAUCAUCAAAAGAAGUAACGUCUGUUGAACAAGUGCCUGUCACUCCGGCAAACAGGGUGGUCAGGUCACGACAUGUAAGUACACCCACUACACCACGUUCAGCAAGGCCGACAGGUAUUCCAACGCCUGUGAAGAAGAGAUCGCAAUCAGCAACCCCACAAAAAUCAAACACUCCAAGUACACCUGCUAAAAGGGAUGCCAAUCUGGUACAUUCAGGUGUUAGCGACAAUGCAACUACUGGUGUGACCAAAGAUAAGGAUGUAACAAGGGGAAGGACCCCCAGCAAUGCACCUACAAGCAAGCAAGGUGCACCCAAGAAAGUCAGCAAUGCAUCAUCCCUAAAACCUUUGCAUACCAAUGGAAAGCAAAGCACCGCAUCAACAAAUAAGGGUCCUAAAAAUGGCCAAAGCCUCAAGCCAGGGCAGCCUGUGAAAAAAGUAAGCCAGGAGUCAAGAGUUCGAAAGGAAAGUGGGAAAACAAAGACUCCACAGAGCCCGAAACAACCACCCGCAAAACCGCAGACAGAGAAACCAGCAACACAUGCCAAGCGGAGGCCGAGGGCAGCAAGACCCAAAACAAUGGUCAUAAAGAGUACAGAUAUAGUGGAUAUACCUUUGACUAAAUCCAACUCACAGCCAGACCUAACAAAUCUAGAGGCUACCAAUGGAACAGAUGCUGUCAUGCCAACAAAAGAAGAGGAAUCAUCAUCUAAUAACACAAAGGAAAACUCAGUGUCAGAGCAUCAAAAAGCCCCAAAGGUAGCCAAAAAGGAUUUGCUGAAAGUCCCAGAUAAAACAACUACAAGGAGGAGCCUUGGGAGGCCGGAAAAGGGUUUAACAUCUGCGACAAAGAAAACGUCAUCUGAAGAGGUUGACCCAGCUGCGGGUAGGAAAGCUAGCCAGAGAGCUGCGAGAAGUCUGGUCACUAAUGCUAAACGACAGAGCCUUGGGGUAGGGAAACGGAGAAGCAUAACUCCUGCAAGAGGACCACGUCAAUCUCAGACUGAUAGUGGCUCCAAAGCUACCGGUACCACCAGGAGGACUGCACCUUCAAAUGGAGGAAGAAGAUCUCUUUUGCCUGAACCACAACGGAAGACACUCUCCAACUCUGUAUCAAACACUCCACCAACAAGAGUCAAGAAAAGCUCGACCGAUUCUUCCUCGUCAGACGGAAAUGUAAAAAGGGAUGAUGGAACGCCACAUGAAGAAAAGCCAAAGGUCAAGAAGCCUGCUGCACCUGCGGGAAGUGGUUUAUCAAAAGGUUCCAAACAGGUGUUAGCGAGUAAUGGAAAAAGUAAACAAGAGAUCAUAUCCUCUACUCGUAAACCUAGAAACAUGGUACCGGCUAGUACGAAGCAAGUACUGAAAACUGCAGCAGACGAGAAAGCAAGGAGAAGAUCAGCACCUCCAACCACAGGAGCAAGGCCCAAGGGACAGUCUACUACACUUGAGACAAGAGGUAUUGUUCAAAGACAGACUAGAGUAGCUCAAAAGCAAACAAGAGUCACAAAACCAGACAAGGAGAUCAAGCAGGGAACAAGUGACCCACUUUCUAGGAAUAGAAAGAAAAACACUGUAAAAGAAAAACAAGCUGUUGAGAAAGCAGGGAUCGUUUCAUCGCGAAGUUCAUCAAAUGAAUCUGUAAGUGACUCUAGUGCUGUAAAAGGUAAUGAUGCAGUCACAGUGUUGAAGGGCACAGAAGGAAUGCAAACAAAUGUUGAGCUCCAAUGUACAGAAAGUGGGGCUAACCCCCAGGGCUUCACUGUGGGUAAUUUGAUUACGCCUAAUACAGACAAUGGAGAAAGCAAUGGUCAAUUAAGCCCAAUUAGUGAUGACCCCCUGGCAAGUAAUAUUGUAAGCAUGGACAACUCAAUAAAAGGCAGUUCGCACGAGCCAUUGAGGGAACACAAUGGAGCAGAAUCGACUGACAAAAGUCAGGAUGUUAGCUCUACCUUUGGCGAAAGCAGGACUUUAGAUGCUGCAUCAUCUGUGACGAAAAAUGUUGUCGGAUCAAAAGAGUUGUCAGUGGUUGAUGUGAUUAUAACGGAAACACCUCCACAGACCUCGGACAAUGCUAAUCGAAUCGAAGUUCAGCAGGCGAGUUCAAUAGAGAAAAGUUCAACUGAGAACACGCGUGCUGACAUGGAUCAUGGUGAAGAUGUGGAAUUUCCCAUGCAGCUUCACGUCUCUGUAGACGACGCGCAGGGUGAGAAAACAACGGACUCAAGUUCCCAAGUAAGUGGAAUAAACACGGCUAAGGAGGCUGUUACCAAGCAGGAACAACAGUCGAGUGGGAUCAGUACGGGCGCAGCUGAAGGAUCUGACAAAGAAGAAACAAGGUUUGUCCAGCUGAAGAUCCAAGACCAUAGUGAUGCAGUCAUUUAUGAAAUGCUUGAUGUGAGUCAAGGAGGACAGAAAGUCGGACAAGUCGAGAGUGAACAGAAAGAGGAAGACGUGUCUUGCAUUCAAGCAGAAAACAACAGAGGUAACUACGGCAAAACUCGGCCUCCGGCAAUCCAACCUCCGGAAUGUUUUACCUCAACUCUACAGGUUAAGCUGAAAAGUCAAAGGAAUGAAAAUAUGCAAGUUGACACCCAGGAACGGAGUGCUGAUAGUACCCAGGAUUUGACUUGUAAGCAUAACAGUUCAAAUAUCAUUCCAUGCAUGGAGGGGAAAACUGAUAAUGAACUUCCAGAAGACGUCAGUCAAAGUUCCGCCACUGACCAGAGCAAAUAUUUGCGUACAGCCAAGCAGAGUGGAAAAGACCAAGUCACGUGCAAUGUCGUGGAACCAAGCAUGAGUGUCAAACCAGAUGACGCCGAUACCACGGGCCCAAAGGAAGUUGGUAAACAGUUGUCAGAGGAUACGAUAAGUGGCGUAGAUGAUUUACCAAGGUCAACACGACCUUGUGACAGUGACGACGUGCUUGAUGGAUCCCUUGUAUCACGUGGCAUGAGGCGUGCACAUGGUACUUUGUCCCUUGACAAGUCCAAAGGACAAGUUGCCUGCAUAUUUGACAGCCCAAACAACAUUACAACAGCUACAGGCAUGGUGUGUUUAGACAACAUGCACUCUGAUUUAUCCUCAAAGGAUGGGCAUUUCAUGCUACAAGAGCUUAAAAAUUAUGCAAACGAUAAAAUGACAGAUGCCGACAAUGCCCCAGAGGCACUGAAUGUUGACCUAACAAACACUCAAAAGUGCGAAACAAACCCUAAGACUAAAGAUAUACCAGAAUCGUCAAAACCACUUGCAGACCAUGACAAAGAGCAGGAGGCUGAACAAAUACAAGAGGAAGACAACGUCAAGGCUAAUUGCAAGGCGUUUCUAUUUUCGGAGCUUGGAAGUCCACCGUACAGUCUAAUAAAAGACCAACCCCUUCAUUCCAGUUUACCCAACAUAAAUGGUGGUGAGGCUGUUGAGAAAGUGGCAAGCAAAAUGCCCUCCCACAUGCCAAUGGGCUCCCCGCCCCCAGUACGAAGACGCAAGUCAGUCUGCUUUGCAAGCUGCCCGGCUAGUCCUACCGCACCGAGGUUGCGGCGACGCCACAGCAGUUACAUCCACCCAUCCCUGAUGGGCCACCUUCAUCAUCAUCAGUCGCUAUCAGCUGUAGAUCGUCUCUAUCCAGGCGGACAUCUGCGACGGACACUGUCUCUCUCCGGCGGUCACACGCCGUCAGAACUGUCGUCGGGACAGACCACUCCCAGCGCGAGGGGAAGCCAUUCUGAACUGCACCUCAGUCCGCUAGUAAAAAGGCUGCAGGAACUUUGCGAGGAGGCCGAGAUGGAAGAAGGAAGGAAGCUUCGGGAACUUUGUGAAGAAGUCCAGUGGGAAGAAGGACAAAGGCUUCAGAAACUGUCCGAGGAGGUUGAACGGGAAGAGGGAAUCGUGUCUCAAGAUGAAGCAUUGAAUGAGGCUCCCACAGGCUUGAAUGGUCGGCCGUCUACGGGAGAGGAGGGAAAGAAUGGGGCGCCGCACACCGCAAACAGAGCCGGCUCCGAAGACAAACGAUCAGGCAGAGGGGCGUUAACAAGCGAGGGGCAGCUGAGGGUCAGUCACCAUGAGACAUCAAUGCUUUUACCACUUCCGUUGACAUCAUCGUCACAACAAGAACCCGAAAGCAGCAACCGACAGAAUAACACAAGGAAAAGGGUGUCUACUUCAGAUGUACCGAACUGUGUGAACACCAGACCGACGACGUUGACCAAAUCUGCUUCGGAGCCUGCGUUUGUUGUGGACGGCAAACAGCAGAAAUAUGUCAUCGAAAUUCACCUGUCUCCUACGCAAGAGGUUGUAGCAGCUGGCGAAGACCAAAAAGUUGCGAGAGAAUCUGUAGAACACGAACACGAGAGUGUCUUUCUUGAAGGAAACGCGCCCUCUGUAGUUGUGACUUCUCCCGAAAAAAGACAACGGAAUCCUUUCACCAGGAGCCAAAGUUUGCCUGUGUCUCCCACAAUAAAUAUUGUCCCUUGUGGGGACAUGCAUGAUAAGCCUGACCUACCUUCCAACAUGGCAGAAGUAGAGGACGCAGAUGAUGACUGGACGCGUGUGGUUCCCAGGGUCUUGCAGAAGUCUGACAGCAUCUCAGUUCCGGAGAGUAGUGGCGGCCCUUUUCGACGCUGGUCACGUUCACGUACGGAUAGCAUGAAUGAAGCUUUGAAUGAUGAAGGUCGGAUUGAGAUGACAGACAAGGAGAAAUUGCGAAGUCUUGACAUUGACAAGGACCGGGAAGUCAUCCACGACAUAGCACACUUUCUUGAGACCCAAAAUGAGAAACCAAAUAGCUUGCCACCAGACUCCAUGCUUACUGUUGCGCCUGGUAAGAUUCAGAAGUUGGAGGUGGAGUCUCAGAGUCAGAGUCUACCAUCCUCGCCGAUGCCAAGUCGUAGGGUAGGAAGGCAUUCUCUGAGGAGUCUUCCAGUGUCCCCCCAUCCCGAGAAUCAACCUGAAAGAUCUCGGUCAAGCACCGAUUCCUUGGACGAGCACCCAAGAACAAACUUUCUCACUGCCCCUGUGCAACCUGAGCGGCCAGUCACCCCAAAACCUUACAAGAAACCAGCUUCGUCUUCGAAUUCCCCGAGCUCUUCUUCCCCGAGUUCUUCUUACAGCCAUCUUUCUGUGAAUAGCCCCCCUCCCGCACGACCUGUGACCCCUAAGCCGCACAUCAGGCCAUCAACUUUGUCUGGUUCAAGUUUAAGUCCAAAGUCAUCACUACUUGACAUUCCACAAGAGGACUCGGUCGUGAUGAGACCCAUAAGUCCGAAGUUUGCUACCAUUACAGAAAAUACAGACGUUCUAGCGCCACAAGCAAGGCUGUCAGCAGAGCCCCAGUCUACUGGAUCUCCACAGCUUGCGAAAAACAGGAGUAGAAAAACAGCUUUGUCUGCAAAGCAGAACCACGUGCUGAUGAGGAUUUCAGCGGCGGGAAGCGAGGAUAGCGGGCUGGGGGAUAGCCAAUCACAGCUCAAUUUGGCUGUUCCGUCAUCGGAAGACAAGUCCUUGCAAAAGGAUGCUCCAAAUGUACAAACCAAUGAAGAAACCGUCAGAUACAGACGGGCGACCAAACAGCGGCGACGCAGACCAAAGAGCGAUCUGGGCUCUUGGGUUCAAAAAGCGCCCGUAAAAUCUCGCCGGCCAUUGACUAUCCACGGAACACCCCACCAGGAAAGCAUUGAGGAGAACGAACACUCAGAUGAUGACAGUACAGAUGGAAAGAGUUUGGAUAAACUAACAUCUUUAAGAGAUGCUAUGAACUUAUUUACAGUGGACAGUCCUAAACUGAACAGAAGGAAUACUGUGCACCACAUGCUUGGGUCACCUAACCAUCCAGGCAUAACACAAAAAAUGUCUGGAGUAAAAGAAGAGUCUACCACUCCAAGAGCUUACAUGCGAACUGUCAGUGCAUACAGCCCUCCGAUGGGGACUCCUGCACUCAAGCGCUCUCGUAGCACACCCUGCAGUCUAGAUAGGACCGGGAGGAGAAGAAUACAUUCCAUAGCAGAUAAGGGGUCAGGCACGCCGCGAUCCACAACAGUCGCAGUCGAGCUGAGUGGCCCGUCGUCUGACUCGGAGUCUGAUGACGACAACGAAGCGACAAGCGUGCCGUCGUCACCAGCUGUCAAUCGUCGGUCGAGUUUCACUGGGAUCCCUCCUGGUCAGGACAUAGAUGAGAUGUUUGAAGAGGAGGAUGAGGUGACGUAUGCGGAAGCCCUGUGGGAUCAUGUGACGAUGGAUCCCGAUGAGCUGGGCUUCAGGGCCGGGGAGGUGAUAGAAGUGACGGACCUGAACCACAAGGACUGGUGGUGGGGCUGUAUCGAGGAUAGAGAGGGAUGGUUUCCUGCGGCAUUUGUUAGGUUGAGAGUUAACCAGGAGGACACAGUGGAGGACUAUGUUGCAAAGAUGAGGCAGGGAACCAGUGUCAAUCUGCGCAGAUACAGCGUGAGCUUCUGUCAGAACAAGGACCAGAUGAGAAGCAAUGUGGUCAACGAGAUCCUCAGCACAGAGAGGGACUACAUCGGCCACUUGAGAGACAUCAUUGAGGGUUAUGUAAAGCAGUGCAGGAAGAGGCCAGAGAUGUUCUCCUGUGAAACCAUAAAGACAGUGUUUGGUAACAUCGAGGAGAUUUACGCUUUCCAAACUAGCUUCCUGAAAACCCUGGAGCACAGCAGUAGAAGAGACCUUCCCCAUCUAAGCGAAGUGGGCAAAUGCUUCCUGCAGCAUAGAGAAGGAUUUGAGAUCUACUCAGAGUACUGUAACAACCAUCCCAAUGCUGUCACUGAGCUGAACCAAAUCAUGAAGAGCAAGAAGUACAGGCAUUUCUUUGAGGCGUGCAGACUGCUUCAGAACAUGAUUGACCUGGCCUUGGACGGCUUCCUCCUCACCCCUGUGCAGAAGAUCUGUAAAUACCCUUUACAGCUGGCCGAGCUGCUCAAAUACACCAAGCCUGAGCACAGGGAUCACGAAGAUGUAAAGGCAGCGUUGGAGGCCAUGAAAGACGUUGCAAACCUAAUCAACGAGAGGAAGCGACGCUUGGAAAACAUUGACAAGAUUGCGGGAUGGCAACAGGAUGUAGAAGGAUGGGAGGGUGAGGAUGUUCUGGACAGGAGCUCCCAGCUGAUUUACAAAGGAGAUGUACGGGUCAUCACGGCAGCCAGGGGCAAAGUACAGGACAGGACCCUGUUCCUCUUCGACCACCAGAUGGUCUUCUGCAAAAAGGAUUUGUUGAAGAGGGACAGUGUAGCUUAUAAAGAGAGGAUGUUGACUGGCCCAUGUCAAGUUAAACCCAUCCCAGAUGGAAAGGACAAAGAGUUGCAAACCUCUGUGAAGAAUGCUCUGAAACUAUAUGACAUGGACAAGGAGAAAACGUACAUCCUCUGUCUGAAGACUCCUGAGCAGAAGAUGCGUUGGCAGGAUGCCUUUCAGGAGGAGAGGGAGAAAGUAGCAGACGAUAAGAAGAAGGGAUUUGAGAUUCCCCUCGAUGUGAGGAAGAACGCUAUGAACAAGUCGUUCCGCAACAAACCAUGCAAGCCUAGAGCAGACUAUCGACGUAUGUCCAAGAAGUAUGAGGUGUCUGAACCAAGCCUUCAGCACGUCAGCCUCCCAAGAGGCAUUUCUUCCAAAGAAGUCUUCGCUGAAGUGAAGCAGAAACGCUCUAUCAUUCUGCCAUUCUUCAACUUUGCUUCAAAGAAGUCAUCUAGAAAGGCUUCUGCAUUGAAUUAAAUCUAGAAAGGCUUAAGCCUUAAAUUCAAUUAAACGUGCUGAGUUUAGUAAAAGAUCAGAUUAUUCUUAAACAUUGUAGUGUAUGUUGAUAGCUAAUUAGCAUAUGUCACAUGUAUACUUGUAUAUAAGAGACUGUACUUCUUUUAGUUGCAUUCAUUAACUGAGGCUGGCUAAAAAAAACAAGCAAUGAAAACAUUUGUUUGAAAAGAAACCCAAAGAACCCUAUACAAGUCAAAAGCAAUUUUGACUGUUAUCGUUGCCAUAGAAUAUAGCUGUUUUCUUUCCUCUGACAAAAUGUAUAGAAUUGUACUAAAGUUGACCUAUUUCCCUAAAAAAUAAUCAAUUUUGUACACACCAUGCUGAGUGUAUGAUAUCUUAGCAAUGGUGAUAUUUUUGCUGUAUUAAUGUUAAAAAGAUGCUGCAUAACUUGUAAAAUGUAAGAUACUAUUAAAAUAUUUCCUUGUGUCAUCAAAUACAGUAAAUUUGUAACAUGUAUUGUUGUAGAGUAAGGUAAAUAAGAACAUCUUUGUAAAAGGCCUGAGCCAACGUAUAACAGGCAAAUUACUAUGUGUUAUACCAGUGCCUACUCGGUAAAAAUAUAAUGUAAAUAUAGAAUGUAUUGAGUUACUAUGUUAGCUUUAGUUUGGGCAUAUCAGCUCGGAAAGUGCCAUGUAGUUAGAUCUAAUCCUGAAAUAGUGGUAUUCUAUAAACGGUGAAUGAUUUUAUCAGGUUAGAAAAUCAACAUGAUUCUAUAUUCACAACCAGGCUCUGUAUACAAUCGACAGUUGACAGUUCUUUACGUUUGGGACCACAUUGUUAGCAGCAACACCUUAGCUGCAGUGUGGGGUAGUACCAGUACAGAAUUGCCCUGAAGAAUGUUAUGGACGGUCAUGACACAUCGGCUGUCUAUUGUAUAGAUCCUGGCUGUGACUGAAGAAUAUUGUUAUCUUGUAUUCUAAAACAAGAGUCAUUCAAGAUACAUGUAUCUACAGCAAGAUAGAAUUCUGCCCACCAAAAACUAAAUCAUGUUAACACAAUAUUCGUAUAAAAAUUCCGGCUGUAAAGUCUUACCCAGAAAUCAGACUAUUUUUGUAUGAAAAUAAGCAUAUUGUUGAAUAAGCAAUUUUGCUGGACUCCCAAAUUAGAAUGGCAACUUGUUCUACAUACUACAAAGGUUAAAGCAUCUGCAUCAUGGUUUCAAAACUCUUGGCUCAAAGUAGAUUAAUUGAGGUGGCAUCCAAAGGUAUGAAGACUUGUUAGUAUAGCUGGCAGAUACUGUCCUAUAAGUAUGAAAAUGCUGCACAAACAUUCUUGCUGUCAACAAAAUAAUCUUUAAAAAUGCCAAAUGUACUAUUUUGCCAUAACAUUAUACCAUAAGUAAGAAAUGGAAUAUGUAUAGAAAUGUUAUUAUCUUGGGGCAUUUGUUUGUUGAUGUACACCUAUACGUGUAAUGUUUUAACAUUUCCUCUAAAUACCAGUAAAAAAUAAAAAAGUUUAACAUGUGGAAA
Molecule: messenger RNA, 10575 nt
Organism: Branchiostoma floridae (Florida lancelet)
Lineage: Eukaryota; Metazoa; Chordata; Leptocardii; Amphioxiformes; Branchiostomatidae
Exons: 17
Coding region: 104-9067 (2987 amino acids)
Biological process (GO): intracellular signal transduction
Cellular component (GO): cytoplasm
Molecular function (GO): protein binding; guanyl-nucleotide exchange factor activity
Source: RefSeq, a predicted model, not a curated record